Microtus ochrogaster (prairie vole) is the source of this 3900-nucleotide messenger RNA. RefSeq names its product mutS homolog 3 (gene Msh3). Gene Ontology annotation, biological process: mismatch repair; mitotic recombination; somatic recombination of immunoglobulin gene segments. Gene Ontology annotation, molecular function: ATP binding; mismatched DNA binding; ATP-dependent DNA damage sensor activity. The record is from RefSeq and is a predicted model, not a curated record. NCBI's taxonomy places the organism in Eukaryota, Metazoa, Chordata, Mammalia, Rodentia, Cricetidae. Gene Ontology annotation, cellular component: nucleus.
CGCGGGGUAGUGGGGGCCGCGCGCUCCCGAAGGGCUGGCUCUUCUGCAUCCUGGGAUGCCCCGCACGAAGUCCGCGUCGGGCAGCGUUUCUGCUGCCCCGGGGAGGCAAGCGGUUCUGAGCCGGUUCUUCCAGUCUGCCGGAAGCCUGAGUUCCACCGCGUCCUCCACGGAGCCGGCGGAGAAGGUUACAAGAGGUGACAGCAGGAAGAGAUCCCGGGGAAGUGAUGGGCCCAUUAAGAGGAAAGCGAAGAAAGUUCCAGAAUUGGAAGAAGAAAAUACCUCAAUAACAUCUGGCAACCCUGAGCCAAAGAAAUGUCUGAGGCCCAGGAUUGCUUUAAAGUCUCUGGAAAAGUUGAAAGAAUUCUGCUGUGAUUCUGCCCUCCCUCAAAACACAGUCCAGACAGAACCUCUUCAAGAGAGAUUUGCAGUUCUGCCAAAAUGUACUGAUUUUGAAGACAUCACUCUUCAGCGUGCAAAGAGUGCAGUUUCUUCUGAGGAUUUCAGAUCCCACGCUAAUCUGAAAGACAGUCAGUCUGGACCAUGUCCUGAAAAUUUCCAGAAGGCUUCUGAUUGUAAACCUUUUAACAAACGGUCGAAAAGUGUCUAUACACCAUUAGAGUUGCAGUACAUAGACGUGAAGCAGCAGCACAAAGAUGCCGUGUUGUGUGUGGAGUGUGGGUACAAGUACAGAUUCUUUGGGGAAGAUGCAGAGAUUGCUUCCCGGGAACUCAAUAUUUAUUGCCACUUAGACCACAACUUUAUGACAGCAAGCAUACCCACCCACAGACUGUUCGUGCAUGUCCGCCGACUUGUGGCCAAAGGAUACAAGGUUGGUGUCGUGAAGCAAACGGAAACUGCUGCACUAAAGGCCAUCGGAGACAAUAAAAGUUCUGUCUUCUCUCGGAAGUUGACUGCUCUUUAUACGAAAUCCACACUCAUUGGAGAAGAUGUGAAUCCUCUAAUCAGAGUGGAUGAUUCUGUGAACAUUGAUGAGGUAACGACAGAUACUUCUACCAGCUACCUCCUCUGUGUCUAUGAAGAGCAGGAAAGCACUAAGGACAGAAAGAAGGGGAACAUUUCCAUUGGUAUUGUGGGAGUGCAGCCCACCACAGGUGAGGUCGUGUUCGACUGCUUCCAGGACUCUGCUUCUAGGCUGGAGCUGGAGACUCGCAUAUCAAGUCUGCAGCCCGUGGAACUUCUGCUUCCUUCACACCUGUCGGAGCCGACGGAGAUGCUCAUCCACAGAGCCACCGCUGUCAGUGUGCGGUAUGACAGGAUUCGAGUAGAGAGGAUGGAUAACACUUACUUUGAAUAUAGCCACGCUUUCCAGGCAGUUACAGAGUUUUAUGCCCGAGAGGUGGCUGACAGCAGGGGCUCUCAGAGUUUCUCUGGUGUCAUUAACUUGGAGAAGCCUGUGAUCUGCUCCUUGGCUGCCAUAAUAAGGUAUCUCAAGGAAUUUAACCUGGAAAAGAUACUAUCCAAACCAGAGAAUUUUAAGCAGCUGUCAAGCGGAAUGGAAUUUAUGAGAAUUAAUGGAACAACGUUAAGGAAUCUGGAAAUCCUACAGAAUCAGACUGAUAUGAAGACCAGAGGGAGUUUGCUUUGGGUUUUAGACCACACUAAAACCUCGUUUGGGAGAAGGAAGUUAAAGAAGUGGGUGACCCAACCAUUGCUUAAAUUAAGGGACAUAAAUGCCCGACUUGAUGCAAUAUCUGAUGUUCUCCAUUCAGAAUCCAGUGUGUUUGAGCAGGUAGAAAAUCAUCUACGUAAAUUACCUGACAUCGAGAGAGGACUAUGUAGCAUUUACCAUAAGAAAUGCUCUACGCAAGAGUUCUUCUUGAUUGUCAAAAGCCUGAGUCACCUGAAGUCAGAGCUUCAAGCAUUGAUGCCUGCUGUGAAUUCCCAUGUACGGUCAGACUUACUGCGAAUGCUCAUCUUAGAAACCCCUGAGCUCCUCAGUCCAGUGGAACAUUACUUAAAGAUUAUGAAUGAACAGGCCGCCAAAGUUGGGGAUAAAACUGAAUUAUUCAAAGACCUCUCUGACUUCCCUUUAAUAAAAAAGAGGAAAGAUGAAAUUCAAGAAGUUACUCAGAGUAUCCAAAUGCAUUUACAAGAAUUACGAAAAAUACUAAAACUUCCUUCUUUACAAUAUGUGACUGUAUCAGGACAAGAGUUUAUGAUUGAAAUAAAGAACUCAGCCGUAUCUUGCAUCCCAGCUGAUUGGGUGAAGGUUGGAAGCACAAAAGCUGUGAGCCGCUUUCACCCUCCUUUUAUUGUAGAAAACUACAGACGUCUGAAUCAGCUCCGGGAGCAGCUAGUCCUUGACUGCAGCACGGAAUGGCUUGCUUUUCUAGAGAAUUUUGGUGAGCAUUACCACACGUUGUGCAAGGCCGUGAAUCACCUAGCAACUGUUGACUGCAUUUUCUCCCUGGCCAAGGUCGCCAAGCAAGGAAAUUACUGCAGGCCAAUUCUACAAGAAGAAAAGAAAAUCAUCAUAAAAAAUGGAAGACAUCCUAUGAUUGAUGUGUUGUUGGGUGAACAGGAUCAGUUUGUGCCCAACAGUACAAGUUUAUCACAGGACUCUGAGAGAGUAAUGAUAAUCACUGGCCCAAACAUGGGUGGAAAGAGCUCCUACAUAAAGCAGGUUGCCCUGGUUGCUAUUAUGGCUCAGAUCGGUUCCUACGUUCCUGCAGAGGAAGCAACGAUUGGGAUCGUGGAUGCUGUUUUCACAAGAAUGGGUGCUGCAGACAACAUAUACAAAGGUCGGAGUACUUUUAUGGAAGAACUGACAGACACAGCAGAGAUAAUCAGGAAAGCAACACCUCGGUCCCUGGUGAUCCUGGACGAGCUGGGAAGAGGGACAAGCACGCAUGACGGAAUCGCCAUCGCCUAUGCUACACUGGAGUAUUUUAUCAGAGAUGUGAGAUCCUUAACCCUGUUUGUCACCCACUAUCCACCAAUUUGUGAACUAGAAAAAUGUUACCCAGAGCAGGUGGGGAAUUACCACAUGGGAUUCUUGGUCAAUGAGGAUGGAAGCAAGCAGGACUCAGGUGACAUGGAGCAGGAGCCGGACUCUGUCACUUUUCUCUAUCAGAUAACCAGAGGAACGGCGGUGAGGAGUUACGGACUGAACGUGGCUAAGCUAGCAGAGGUGCCUGGAGAAAUCUUAAGGAAAGCUGCUCACAAGUCGAAAGAGCUGGAAGACUUGGUCAAUCUGAGAAGGAAAAGACUUAAGUAUUUUGCAGACUUAUGGAUGGCCCGAGAUGUAAAAGACCUACACAUGUGGACAGAGGAGCUGGAAGCAGAGGGAAUACAGACUUCUCUCCCACAUUAACAUGAAAACCACCUUCUUUGAGCAAACUGCAGAGGAGAACCUUCUGGUAGCAACCUGUCUUUGUGACGUGAACACCCGUGAUGAGCACGGUCUUCCUGCUGAGACAGAGUUCUUCCUCGGAAGGGAUAGCCUUUCAGGCGUUCAUCUUCCCGCCUUCCGAAGAACAAACACUUCAGAUGUGAAAACUUCACCGGGUAAUUAGAAAUUUCCUAGACAGUAAGUUUCAUGUGAAACCAGACACUUGUCGGUGAAGCCUAAAAUGGCGGCCCCAGGGCUGCGGUCACAGGGCUGCGGUCACAAGGCCAAGGAGUUUCGAUUUCAGACAACUGGCAACAGGCUAGUCUGAUAGGAAUCCCCUUUUAUGAGAACUACAGGAUUUUAUAAUGCCUCUGUUUGUUCACCAUUGACAUAAACAUUUUUAUGAGAAGUAGAACCAUGAAGCUUCUAGAAGCCAGAGCACAAGAAGGGAAAAGCCAUAUGAAAUUUGAAGAGCUAAAUGUUGUCAUCAUUUUAAACAGCUUAAAAGUUGUAUAAAAUCAUUGUAUCAGUCAUUUAAAUAAAAACUG